GAGAGAGAGAGAGAGAGAGAGAGAAGAAGAGAAGAGAAGAGAAGAGAAGAGAAGAGAAGAGAAGAGAAGAGAAAAGAAAAGAGGGGAAAGAAAAGAAAGAAGUUUUCCCCCAUGGCUGGACUGAGCCUCAUGGCAUCGAUCCUGACUGGAAUCACGUGCGGGUUCACUCGGGCAGAACCUUGCGACUUGUUCCCUUUCCCUGUGCUCGAGGGCGCAGAGCCUCCUCCCAAGGAAGCGCACGGCCAAAUCAUCCUAAGUUUCCUGCCGGAGGACGAGUACUGGACGGCCGAACUGAAUGUCACCGACAGCGACUCCGUGUGUGUAGUGAAGCUGCUGGACAAAAUCACAUCCGACGGGAUAGAGGAGGAGUCCAUAGUGACGAAAGGCAAGGAUGGCAAGCAGAACGAGAGCUGCCACCCGCCACUUUUCCACAGGAACUCUUGGACGGACGUAUUGCUUGCUGUAGAACAGGAAGCCGGUGCUGGGAAUCCCUCCACUGGGAAUCAGUCCAGUGAGAAUCUCUCGGGCUUCCUGACUUUGGUGCUGGCACAGAGUGCGGAGCGGAAGGUCAUACGCGUCACGGACUGCCCGCUCAGGUCGAAUUCUUUUACCUUAAAUUGGACGACAUCUUACAGGAUAUCGUUUACCGUCGACUGCCAACACAAAGAGUGCGCCGCCGGCCACCGCAUAGCGUCCUCCUCCAACGCCACCGCAUUCUACUACAGAAGCAAGUUUCCUUCGGACAUCGUGCGAGUGACGCUGACCAUCUUCGCCGCUGGGAAUGCCAUGGAAGAAUCCUUCGAAGAGUCCUGGCACGUGGACGAGAGCUACCAAGUUAACGAAUGGCACAAGAUAUCCUUCAGGAGGUUUCUGCGAGGCCUGGAGAUGAUUUUGCCCGGGAAACCUCCUAGGACCAUUCGAAAUACAAGCGCCAUCUUCCCGGACUUCUGCAUCACUGAGGUCAUUGUGGACGGCAAUGGCGUCGUGACCUGGUGUACCCCCGAUGAGUCUCAACCAUCGGCGCAAUGUAAGUUGCAGAUUGCGAUGAACAUGGUUCGCCAGUGCGCCGCCGGCCACCGCAUAGCGUCCUCCUCCAACGCCACCGCAUUCUACUACAGAAGCAAGUUUCCUUCGGACAUCGUGCGAGUGACGCUGACCAUCUUCGCCGCUGGGAAUGCCAUGGAAGAAUCCUUCGAAGAGUCCUGGCACGUGGACGAGAGCUACCAAGUUAACGAAUGGCACAAGAUAUCCUUCAGGAGGUUUCUGCGAGGCCUGGAGAUGAUUUUGCCCGGGAAACCUCCUAGGACCAUUCGAAAUACAAGCGCCAUCUUCCCGGACUUCUGCAUCACUGAGGUCAUUGUGGACGGCAAUGGCGUCGUGACCUGGUGUACCCCCGAUGAGUCUCAACCAUCGGCGCAAUACAUGGCUAUGGUGUUGUCUGCUGUCUUGAGCUUCGCUGCUGCCAACGCCGUCUGCCUCUGCGGACGACUUCGCAGGAAAUGGAGGUCCAGGGACGCUAAUGGCAAGAAUUACGUCGUCCGUUAUCGAAGAAGUCGUAGUUGCAGUGAGGAGUCGUCGCACUACAUGCCUGCACCUUCAUUGCCACUGUCAUCCCCUCCUCCGCUGCCACACACGUAUCCGCCUCCACUGCCCCUCAAGGAUCCGCCUCCACUGCCACUCGAGGAUCUACCUCCACUGCCCCUCAGGGGUCCACCUCCAAUGCCUCUCAAGGAUCCGCCUCUAUUGCCGCUCGAGGAUGCGCCACCACUGCCACUCGAGGAUCCGCCUCCACUGCCACUCGAGGAUCCGCCUCUACUGUCACACAAGGUUCUACCUCCACCACCCCUCAAGGUUCUACCUCCACUGCCCCUCAAGGUUCAACUUCCACUGCCCCUCAAGGAUCCGCCUCAAUUGCCACUCGAGGAUGCGCCACCACUGCCAAUCGAGAAUGUGCCUCUACUGUCACACAAGGUUCUACCUCCACCACCACUCAAGGUUCUACCUCCACUGCCCCUCAAGGUUCAACUUCCACUGCCCCUCAAGGAUCCGCCUCCAUUGCCGCUCGAGGAUGCGCCACCACUGCCACUCGAGGAUCCGCCUCCACUGCUACUCGAGGAUCCGCCUCUACUGUCACACAAGGUUCUACCUCCACCACCCCUCAAGGUUCUACCUCCACUGCCCCUCAAGGUUCAAUUUCCACUGCCCCUCAAGGAUCCGCAUCCAUUGCCACUCGAGGAUGCGCCACCACUGCCACUCGAGGAUGCGCCUCCACUGCCACUCGAGGAUGCGCCUCCAUUGCCACUCGAGGAUGCGCCUCCACUGCCACUAGAGGAUCCGCCUCUACUGUCACACAAGGUUCUACCUCCACUGCCCCUCAAGGUUCCACUUCCACUGCCCCUCAAGCGUCCACCUCCACUGCCACUUCCUCCGCCGUUAGCCUAGCCACCUCCACCGCCGUUCCCUCGGACACCACCGACCCGGCCCUUGUCCCUCCACCUCCUUUGCUCGCCAGCUCCACCACGGCCCUGCUCCCUCUCCUCGCCGAGCUCUCCGAUUCCACCUCCCUCCACUUUCUC
Molecule: messenger RNA, 2576 nt
Organism: Penaeus indicus
Lineage: Eukaryota; Metazoa; Arthropoda; Malacostraca; Decapoda; Penaeidae
Exons: 7
Coding region: 112-2442 (776 amino acids)
Source: RefSeq, a predicted model, not a curated record